GCUGAACGUCUCAUUUCUUUCCGAAAUAGAGAGGUGUCCAGCAGAGUCUAGGUGUGAUGCAUCAUAGCCAUGCAGUUCGAGGAUGACCCUUUCAGUCUUGGCAAUGAUGAGAUUCAGCUCCCUAUUCUCGAUAGCUGCUUUUCUGCAGACCUCGACGAUGUUCCUUGCGAACUGCUGGAUCUUGCCCUCCAGUUCCUGCGGCUUGUUUUGCAUGAUGGAUACGAGGGAGGCCCAAUCGCUGAAAGAGAGAUUCUCAAUCAGGAACGGUACCUGUCCAAGUGUAGCUUCGUAGACCUGCAGGAGAACGUCUGCAGGAAUGGCGAGCAUGGCUAUUUGGCAGUGUACGCUUGGCGGCUGCAGUGCUGCGAAGGGUCUGAUUGCGGCAGCGAGUUCCGGGUGCCAGCCCAUGAGGAUGCUGUCUUCAUCCUGCACAUGUUCCGUUACGAGGAUGUCGCUCGGGAGACGGUGGUAGUGGUGGAGCUUUAUCAUCUGCGUGAUGCGCAGUUCGGUGUGGGGGGAGUGGGGGGUUGGGGGUUAGUGUCGGAAGGUCGGAAUAGCACGCGGACAUAUGAUGCGAGCGUGAAUGGCCGUAUCUCAUUGCGUGUACGAGCAAGGUUCGGUUAUCUACAGAGGUCGUUGAUCACUCUCGGUUUUGAGUUGGAGAGGUUCGGGGAGGGGGUGUCCUUUGAGGCGGAUAUUGGAGGUGAUAGUCACGAGCAGGAGGGCGAUGAGCUAGAUCUGGCUAGGUGGAUUUUGCUGCUUUGCCCGUGUUCAUAUGCGGUGAGCGUCAUGGAUGUCAUCACUACGUGCGUGGGUGAGGUGCAUGGAAAACCGGUUGAGGUGCAGGAGCUGCGCCAUCGUUGCGGUGAUGGCGGUGGUAGGGAUUUUCGGUAUAGCAGGAGGGUGAAUAGUGAUGUUUUUCGUCAUUAUCGUGUUACGGCGGAUGGACGUUUGGUUAUGAAGUUGUGCAUGGGGUUAGGUUAUAUGGAAGGCUUGCUUUGUGAGGUGACUGUGUUUGUGACCAAGUCGUUGGAUGAUAUUCCGGACACGGUUCCAGACGGGGGGGUUGACGUGGUGGCGAAUAUGGUGGGUCUAUUGACAAGUGAUCUGUUGCAGGAGCAUGCCGAUAAUCAAAUCGAUUUCGUUGAGUGGGAGGCGGUUUUGGAGGCGCCAUUGGUUGGGCGUCGGUAUAUGACUGCUGUCUUGAGUACCGACGAUGGAUAUGAUUGAUGAGGUGUAUGCAUGCGGGGUCGUUUUUCGGUCAGUGGGGAGUUGAGUGUGUGCUUGGUGAGGUCUAAGUGCGGUGGCGGCGUGCCUCAGUUGGAAAUCUGCAUGUGCAUCUAUUGAGUAAGAUGUCGCUAGCGUGUUAUUACUUGAUGUAACAUGUGUCUACGUGGAGUUGGAGGUAGUAAAAGUGCUUAUUGGAA
Chara braunii is the source of this 1427-nucleotide messenger RNA. Lineage: Eukaryota; Viridiplantae; Streptophyta; Charophyceae; Charales; Characeae. The record is from the annotation of a GenBank genome assembly.